Molecule: messenger RNA, 5193 nt
Organism: Alosa alosa (allis shad)
Lineage: Eukaryota; Metazoa; Chordata; Actinopteri; Clupeiformes; Clupeidae
Gene: numbl
Product: NUMB like endocytic adaptor protein
Source: RefSeq, a predicted model, not a curated record
UCUCUCUCUCUCUCUCUCUCAAUCUCUCUCCUCCUCUCCAGCUUUUUUUCCUGGGGUGUGUGCUCUUUUUUGUGCGUCCCCUUGCACUGUCUUCUUCUCUCAGUCAUCUGUGGCGCUUCCCGGAGGAAACACGGGAUCUCUCCACUCUCUUCUUUGAACCCCGCACUCUUCUGACCACUCUUCUCCGCCACUCUUGUUUAUUUUGCAUGAGAGGGAUGAGUUCGAACAGUGAAAUGGAGGAGGCAGUGGAAGGGAGCAGCCGGGAGCCAGAGAGUCUGGAGAUGAAUAAGUUGCGUCAGAGCCUUCGCCGGAAGAAGCCCACAUACGUGCCCGAGGCCAGCCGACCCCACCAGUGGCAGGCCGACGAGGAGGCAGUGCGCAAGGGCAAAUGCAGCUUCCCCGUGCGGUAUCUGGGCUUGGUGGAGGUGGAUGAGUCCAGGGGAAUGCAUGUGUGUGAAGAGGCGGUGAAGAAACUCAAAGUUAGUGGGAAGAAAACGGUGAAAGCGGUUCUGUGGGUGUCCGCAGACGGCCUCAGGGUUGUGGACGACAAGACCAAGGAUCUCAUUGUGGACCAGACCAUUGAGAAGGUGUCCUUCUGUGCGCCUGACCGCAACUACGACAAAGCCUUCUCCUACAUCUGCCGUGACGGCACCACCCGCAGAUGGAUAUGCCACUGCUUCAUGGCGCUCAAGGACUCGCGGGCGCUGAAGGAGUGCGGGCGCCACCGCCGCUCUCGACGCCAGCCGCGACGCCGCUCGUCCGCUGGCGGCUCCUUCCGGGUGACGUCGGGCAGCCAGCAGAACGAACAGCAACUCCAGGAUAAGAAGAAAGAGCCAUGUGUGUCAGCCAUGCCGCCUGGCAACGCCUCACCUCCAGAGGGCGCCGCAUCGCCAGGGGACCGCGGCGAGCCACAUGCCGUCAUCCCGCGGCGCCAUGCCCCCCUGGAGCAGCUGGUGCGCCAGGGCUCGUUCCGCGGGUUCCCCGCACUCAGCGGGAAGAACUCGCCCUUCAAGCGCCAGCUCUCGCUGCGCCUAAAUGACCUGCCCUCCACACUGCAGCGCAAGACCGACUUCCAGACCAAGAACCCAGUCCCCGAGAUGGACCUGACUGUGUCCGGAGAGGCGGACAGCAUCAACGCACUGUGCAGCCAAAUAAACAUGUCCUUCACCAAACCAUCCGAGGAGCUGUGUGCCAAACCCUCCACAAAUGGCUUGCCAGUCAGCACCAUCCCCAUGAUCCCCCCUCCGCCUGCCCCCCUGCAGGCCACCACCUUGUGGGUGCAGACGGAGAGCCCAGUGCAGGCGCCCCCUGCUGGCCCCCAGGGGGGUCACAAGCGAACCCCCUCGGAAGCCGAGCGCUGGCUGGAGGAGGUCUCCAAGGCGGUGAAGUCCACGCAGUCGACGCCACCCCUCCCUCCUCCGCCCACCCAGCAGCCCCCUCCGGUGCCCACGCUGCCCGGUCCUCCGGUGCCCACCCUGCCCGGUCCGCCGGUGCCCACUAUGGCGGUUCCUCCGAUACCAUCCAUGGCAGGCCAGCCGGGCUCCCUGCCCACGUCCAUGCAGCCGUUCCCACUGGCGUUCGACGCCACCCCAGCGCCGGUUGGCAUGUUCGGCCAGCCGCCCCUCCAGCCUGCCUUCGUGCCCAUGCAGGCCUACAUGCCCACCAUGGCCAACAGCAUGACAUACCCCAACGCCAGCGUUCCAGUGGUGGGCAUCACCCCAUCCCAGAUGGUGGCCAACGUCUUCUGCACGGCGGCCGGGUCAGGCGGAGCUGCAGCCUGCAUGGGAGUGAACAUGGGGCCCAAGACCGGCGCGAUGAACACCGGACACCAACCGGCCUUCCCCAACCUUCCCGGCGGCUUCCCAACAGUGCCCUUCACCACUACGCCAGUGGUCAACGGCCUUCCACACAACCCCAUCAGUGUAACGUCCAACGGGGCGAAUCACUGCACGGGAGGCACCAGUAUGAGCAUGGUGGGCAGCCUGGCCAGCAUGGGCAGCAUUGGCAUCGGCGGCAGCAGCGGUGGCAGCGGUGGUAGCAGCUGGCCCAUGGACGGCGCGCCGCCACUGUCGGCCAACCCGCCGGCUGACUCUCAGGAGGCCGAGCGCUUCGAGGCGAAGUGGGCGGCCCUCGAGUCCAAAACACAGCCCAAAACAGCCAACCCCUUUUCCAACGACUUACAAAAGACCUUUGAGAUCGAGCUUUAACUGUGUCGAACAGUGCCAGGGGAUGGGGGGUGGUGGGCUGGCCCCCGUCCCCAACGCAAGACUGAAACCACUUUGCUCCACCAACCCCCCACCUCCGCUUUCCUUCUCCUGUGUAGAUUUUAUCCUCCUUUUUUCUGUCUACCGAGAGAGUUUCCAGCAGGCACCUGUACCCUGAACGCCAUGAGAGGAUUGUUUCCAUGUUGGGGGAGGGGGGGAAGGGGUUGUCACCUUGCAUUCUGCGCCCGUUCAAGAAGCCCCCUCCCAGAACACUAAAAGCCCUAGAGGACACAUCAGUCACUGAGUCAUGCGUGCCAGACCUCCGUCAUGGCAUUAAGACAGCGAGUCGACGCUUGAGUUCAUAGGAACUGUCAUGAGCGAUGAUCACCAUUCACGAGCAAAUGAGGAAAAAGACUGUGAGUGCUUAGCUGAUGAACUGAACAGAUGGUCCGGUUUGCUAUUUAUUAUUUUACAUUUUUACGAGCUAUAUGUUAAAAUCUGAUAUUUUUAUUCCACAAAAAAGACAUGGGUAUGUUUUGAUGGUUUCCCUGUAUUUAUUUCUGUUGAGCGGGAAAAUGGGAACUGUAAUUUUGAGCGGGAGGACAAAUGACUCACAACACGAAAAAGCUGUGUAAUGUGAGCCAUAUUGAUGGAUGCUGUGCCGACUGACGAGAGAGCGUGUGCGAGAGAGAGGGAGAAAAGGAACGAGUGAGAGAAAGAAAGAGAGUGUGUGUAAAUAGCAUGUUUCUUUUUUACUCUCCCUCUAUUUACUAUCCCCCGAGUGUGGCUUUCACUUGUUAUACAACCUCAGUGAGUCACUGUUGAAACCACCAUGUCACUAGGCCCUUCAUUACACUUGGCCCGCCUCACUAGGGCCACCGGAAUGUGGUAGAGUGUUCUGGAAGCUUCAUGAAUGGUACAUCUGACAUCAGAAAGGGCCAUGGAGUCCAGUUCUUCAUUACAGUGCUUUUUUUUUUAAUGUUCACCAAAGGGAAGUUGUCAUUGUGCAGCCAGACUCAAAGGUCAUAGAGGAUUAAGAUGAUGGUUUGUCCUUGUGUAGAGCGCCUGUAAGAGCCUUGAGAGGAAUGUCUCGGAGUAGGAGGUAGAAGACAUCAAACUGCCCCAGAUAGCAAGCGGUUCUGGGACACAAGUGGCCCUGAUCUGGCAUGAAUCUGGCACCACAUUGGCUUCCAUGGCAGUUGCUAUUUAGAAUGCUGCUACUACUGAACCUUCCUGUCUCCUGGAGAGACAGUUACACCAUUAUCCAGGCACAGUAAUCAAAGAGGCGAAGAAGAAAAUCAGUAUCAGAAGGAAUAGUAAAAUACAUUGUUCUUUUUAGAGAAAGACCUCGAGACCUGAUCAGUUCUGCAACUCAGGUCUGAAGAAGACAGGGCACACCAUCUCAUCCAACAGCAGCAGCAGCAGCACUGACAUUUAGAAAAGGUUAUGGCGUCGUGCAGGGUUUGUUUGAGCUGGCGCGUUGAAUUUUGUAGGGGAUGACUGCAGGUAGAGAACUUCAGAGGGAUAGGAAAGGUUGACUGAAGAGGGCUGAAUUAGAAAAGAGAGGGACGGAAAGAACGAAGGAAGAGGAGAAAAAAGUGAAAGAAGCAGAAAUUACUUAUUGCUCAGAGAAUGUGGAGGACUAGGGAAAGUCAAUGAAGGCCUUUGUGAAGGGAUUGGCAGGUUAUGAUUGUUUAAGCACAGAUGAAUUGAUUGGAAAAGAAUUUUGCUAAAAGGGAAAAAGUGAUUGAACGCUAUGUGGAAAAAGCUGUGUUUCCUUUUAUUUUUUUAUAUCGAAUGAGGUUCCAAAUGUUCUUAUUUAUUAUUUUAUCACUGACAAAGAAUUUAUUUUUUCAAGUAAUCCAAAAGUUUGACCCUCAAACUUGUUAUUUCCAUUCCAUCAGAUAGACAAAAUGAGGGAAUUGUGUCACAUUGUGCCAAUUCCUGUGGCUGUUUUCAUGUAUUUUAAACAGUAUGUACACAUCAGUUUCUUUUUUAUCUCUCCUAAAGCAACUAAUGAAUAAAUACUAAUAAACAGAGCAGAGAAUACUGUGCAGGGCAUUCCAUGCUCCUAAUGGCAUGAUGGUCCAAUGACUUUGACCAAAUGAACCAAACAAGCCUGGCAUGAUAAAGGAUUCAGUGGCCCCAAUAGAGAACCGAGGGAUGGGAUUUGCACAGGGAUUCCUGGAGGGUGAGGGCAUUUCCCAGGCAUGGAAAAGAGCUAGAAGGCCGAAAUUCAAAAAGCAAAAUGUCCAUCUUCCCUGACAACUGCAGAACCAGAGAUCAGCUUUGUGGCCCCGAAGGCUGUAGUAGGGACUUUGAAGGGUUGUUUUGCCAGACUCUGUUGUGACUUCAGGAAAAAUGGAAAUAAAUAUGACACACUGACAUACACACACACAUACAUACAUACAUACACACACACACACACACACACACACACACACACACACACACACACACACACACACACACAAAACACACAUGCUUUCAGUUAUUCAGAGCUCCUUGACUGGAUUCAGCUGAUAGCUUGGCAAAUUGAAUGGUUUAUUUUCUUAAUUUGCGGGUCAUUAACUCCUACUUAGCGGGCCAAACAAGGCCAUCCCUCUCUCUUUGUGUGGCACAAUGACACUCUUGCCUAAUCCCCCGUCCCAAAGACAUGAACGUGGUUGGUAGGGUAGGGGAUUCCUGACUAGCUUUCCAGGAAAUGUUUUUCAUUAUUUUGAAGUGGGGAAGUGAUGCCCCGUGUUUUAUGCAGAGGACAGUCAUGGUGGAAUUGGUGUUAAUUUAUUGGCUCUGGCCCUUUUGUCCACAAUAAAAAAAUAAUUAAAUAAAUGAAAUUAAAAUGUAGGUUCUUCAAAACAAACUAAAUUACCUCAUAAACUUGAUUGUAAAACUGUAGUGUAGUGAUAACAAGCCAGUGGAGUUUAUUUUUAAUCUUUAUUUACAGAAUUUUGUAUUUAAACCUACAUAUUUGUAUUGUAAUUACAUU